Miscanthus lutarioriparius is the source of this 1476-nucleotide messenger RNA. The record is from the annotation of a GenBank genome assembly. Lineage: Eukaryota; Viridiplantae; Streptophyta; Magnoliopsida; Poales; Poaceae.
AUGGCAAAUGGUCCUUGCCAUACACAAACAAAAAUCUGGCAUGGAGAAGUUCUACAUGUUAGGUUUGAUGAAGACACUUUAGUUGCUGAUCUUCUUGCUGACGGAGAAUUACUGUUUCAAGUUUCCAAGAUAAUAUGGAAAAGGUUACUGAAAAAGAACAGAGAACAAUUGCAACAAUCAAAAGUUUAUAUAUUUGAGAGACUAUCCUUCGGUAGGAGCAGUGGAAAAUACAUGCCCUAUUCAAAAGUUGACUCCUUUCUAAAGAUAUGUCAAAUCCUUGGGUUAGCUGGAAUUGAUCUGUUUACCCCUUCUGAUGUGGUUGAAAAAAGAAAUGUUCGGAAAGUCUGUAUGUGCAUACAAUCAGUGUCUAAAAAGUCUCACAUCAUGCACCUAAAUGUGCCUGAUUUUGAUAUAGUCACCUACACAAUAUCCAUGCCAAACUAUGUUGUUGGAGGUAUUCGUAGAAGUCUGGAGCAGCCACAAUACAGCUCAUCCAGUUCAAGUGGAUACAGUCCACGUGCCGGUUCUAAAGCACUACAGCAGCAGGCAGGGUCUUGGAAAGGGUUAAUUAUAAUAUUUGGAGGGCAGAACGACCAGCACGAGGACACACAUUAUGACUCUGAUGAAGCAGAAAGCAAACUCUCUCUUCUAGAACCUGAGGACUCAGUUGAUGAAGAAAAUUUUGCAGCCGUGCUUUCACAAUUUAGCGAUGCCCCCAACGAAGAAAGUGAAGGCUAUGGAGAAAGUGGACAUGACAAGCAUGAAGAAAAAUCUCUAGCUGAAUCAGUGGGUUCACUUAACAUUGGCAUUAUUGAUUCUGAGUUCAUGGAUUCAAGUCCUCUAAUUCAUAAUAAAGAAUCAUGUUCUACUCAUUCUGCAACUGACCAAUGUUCAAGAACUAGAAUGGCUAAAUGUUCAUCAAGUUCAGAAGAGUCAGAUUCCACAAGCAGUCAUUUGGCGUUUGACAGUGGCAAGAAUUAUUUGAAGUUGAACAAUCAUUCUGACACAGAUUUGGAAAGGAUUUACGAUGGACAUGCCAAGUCUCUUGAUCAUUGUAUUCGGGGAAAUGGGGAAACAUUAGCUGAUCAUCCAAACAAAGAGGAAGCUGACCUCCAAAAGGAGACUGGCACCAUAGUUCAACAUUGUGAUGCCCUUGCUUGUGAUAGGGAGUCUGAUGGUUCCCAAUCCACUGAUAAACCAGUGGAAUCAGAAGAUAUAGUUCAGGGUAGCAUCACUCAAAGGCCUGAAGAUGAUGUCCCCAAAUCAGGGAAAGGGGUUCUGAAGUCCGUUGCUGGAGCAAUUACCCUUGUCGGCGCAGUGUUCUUCAUGAUCCAUCUCAGAAGAAUCAAGGAGAGAAGCUUUGCGACGGUUAUACCAUCUCUUUCAGAAAAAUCAGUUCGGAGCAACUCAAGGGCUAAGAGCAUGGACAAAGAAAAUGUCCCUGAUGUGUACCCCGGGGGAGGGCUGAAGGUUUAA